Molecule: messenger RNA, 2078 nt
Organism: Moneuplotes crassus
Lineage: Eukaryota; Ciliophora; Spirotrichea; Euplotida; Euplotidae
Source: the annotation of a GenBank genome assembly
UUUUGAGAAAAGUGCAUGCAGAGAUACAUGUUCUUGCACUAUUUGCUUACUUUCUUCCUGAUCUGAAUACUACUCUGCUAUAGGUUUAUUUCUGCAGAAGAGAAAGGACUGAUUGAGUUGUAUGUGGUGGUGAAGUGGUACAUCGGGUUCCUCACCUUAAUGUUCUUCUUCCGAUUGUCAUAGAACAAAUCUGAAAUUGCAGUAUAAGUAUGAUUUCUCAAGUGAUCCUUGUAAAACUCAGCCUAAAAGAUGAAAACCAAUUCUCUCUCACUCUAUAUCUUAUGAAGGAUCUAACCAAAACUCAAAUCCUGAUGGUAGAGUUGAUUUUGUUAUUGCUAGAAGAAAGGUUACAAAUUGAAAAUUAUUAGUGUAAUAUUUAUUAAAUUAAAACAAUGCUAAAUUUUAUGCUUAAAACCCAGUUCCGGUGUCUGUCAGUCGUUAUUUUCAAUAUCUUUUCAAAUUUUUAUGAAUGCUGCUAGAUUUCUGACAAUCUUUGAGCACCUUAAACCAGUAAGAACUAGAGGCUACGCAUAAAUAAUCUCUUCCCUACUUCUGAAACCUCAAUAUUGGUUGAUUCUAAACUGGGAUGCUUGUACUCUGUUGAAGUCCGUAUAUUCUUGUGCUUUUGAAAAUAGGAAAUACAUCUAUCUUUGGAAGAGAUUCUGCAAUUGGCCAAAUUACACAAUCACCUGCACAAGUCUCUCAGUAUACCUCCUCAUUGUAGAGGCCAAUAAGUGUUCGAACAGGUAGUCAUGCUGGUCACAGUGUAUUUGGAAGAUUAUUUGUACCUUUUGUACUUUGGAAUUUGGGAUUGUAUGAUGAGGAAUGGAUGGGUUCGGUAUUUGAACCCGUUGACUUGGAUGGUGGUAGGGGCAGGUAUAUCGACCAUUAACACCUCAAAACAGCACUUUAUUUCAAAUCCAUCAAUAUAUUCUAAAUCCCAACACUCCUAACCUGUAACCCCCAACCAAACAACACCUUAUCUCCCUCCGGUCCUUCCAUAACAGCCUUAAUCCCUCACCCUUCCCAAGCACCAGACCCUCUCCAGCUCAUCCCCCUAAUCCUCUCCAGCUUCCCUUACCAAAUCUCCUCCGAAGACCAACUCAUAAUCCAAAACAUCCUUGCCAUAAACGCUCAAGCCACUCAAACCCCCACCACCUCCAAGCCCAUCUCCCCCUGAAGAACACAAACAGGCAAUAUCACCCCACUAAGCCUCACCCACCAACAAAGAAAAAAUCCCAAAGAACAAAAAAAAAGUCUCCCAAAAAGAACAGAAAUCCAGAAAGCCACUAACAAAAGAAGAGAAGACUUGAACGUGAGAAGAAAAGGAAGAAACAAGAAAAGGAGAAUGUAUUAAGAAGGCAGAGAGAUAAUAGGGAGAAAAGAAGGCAAGAAGUGGAGAGAAGGAGGAUAAGGUGGAGGAAUAGGGAGUUUGAAGUGGAGCAAGAUAUGGGAGAGAUUUAUGGCAUUUUCCAGAUGGUUCUAAGGUUGAUGAUGAGAUCGGAAGAAUAGGGAAAUAUGUUGUAUUAGUAUAUACCCCAUCAAGCUCCCAAUCCUCAGAAUCAUCAUCCUCCGAAAUCCCUUCCCAGCAAUCCGACAGAAAACAACGUGCCAAAAGAAGAAAACUCAGAGAACGUGAGAACCAAAGAAGCCGUCAGAGAGAGAAUAGGGAGAAAAGAAGAGACCAAGCGGAGAGAAGGAGGAUAAGGUGGAUUAAUUGAGAGUUUGAAGAUGAUCAAGGUAUGGACGGUAUUUGGUGGAUUCUAAUGCAGAAGAUGAUCAGAGAAGGAUGCUUAAUUUCGGAAAUUCAGAAGAGUGUGUUUGAACUUGAGAGUAAUGUUAAGGGAUGACUGGGGAGUUUUGAGGGAAUGAAGGAUAAGGAACGAAUUGAGCUAUCUGACAGGAUUAUAUCUCAAGUACAGACAAAGUAUACCCUAUUGAGUGCAAGCACGAGUUCCAUGCAGAAUGCCUCAGGCUCUCUCCAGAGGGACAAACGGUGCCCUAUAUGUAGAUCUAUCGUUGUCAAAGUGAGAAAUUAGAAGUUGUUAAGAUAGAAUCCAGAAGAAACUUAAGAUUUA